CCGGCGGCCGCUCCUCCCGGCACGGGCCUGGGGCCGGCGGCUGCCCGCGCCCGGCGCGAUCGGGGCUCCUGGGCAGGGCCGGCCCCGCACCGUUAACCGGCGGCCGCCUGGGGGCGAGCGGCCUCCCCGCCGUGGUGCCGGCCGCGCCGCAGCGCCGCCCCGCGCCCAGUGCGGUCCGGUCCGGCCGGCACAGCGCCCGGUGCCACAGCCCGGUCCUCCGCUCCGCUCGGUACCACAGCGCGGCCCGCGGGAGCGGAACCAGCCGCCCCUCCCCGGCACGGCGGCCGCUCUGCCCGCCGGGCUCCCGUUGCCGGGCGCGCACACGCCGCGGGCGAAGCUCGGCGGGCCGAGCCCGGGCCGCGCGCUGAUUCGCCGCGCUCGUGGGCCGUGUCCCGGCGUGGUUCUGGACGAGCCUGCUCCAUUGGAGGCGUGGAUGGUAUGAAAAGGACGAGUGGCAGCAAGGAGUGAUUCCCAAGCCCGUGGCAGUGCCAGGCAGCAGCUGCAGCACCAGCCCAAGUCUGCUGCAUCUCAGGAGCUGCCCCGAGGGAUGUGACCUCAGCCCAAGCGCUGCCUCCCAGCACUGGCGGCAUGUGAGUUCCUCCUCUGCCAAGAAGCCAGCUUGCUGUUUGAAGAGCUUUCCAGGGACACAGGCUUCAUUCGUGUCUGUAACGACCCUUCAACGUCAGUGGAUUCCAGGGCUCUCCCAAAUUAAGCUGGUCCCAGGCGUCAUGCAAGGAUCUGUGCUGGCACCUGCGCUCUCACGGAGAGAACAAUAACAUCUCCGCGUACGGCAGGCUCCUACAAGUGCCAGCUCCCUCCAUCUCCUCCAAUGCUGGCUCAGGGAUGGACUCCACCGUAUCCCUGUGAAGAGGCUCUGCAUGCUCUCAGCAGCCAGGAGGGGAUUCUGCUGCCAGCUUCUUCGCACGCUGCCCCACAGCAGGACUUGCUCGGUGGCACCUUGGGCGGGUGUCUGUUCGCACCGCCGUUUCCCUGCCGUGCCCAUCGCACCCCCAUGGAGGAGCCUCUGCACGUGUUCCGCCCCUGAGCCCGUCAGCCCGCGCUGUCCCGACGCCCCCGGGCUCCUGGCAGGCUGUUUGGCGGUGUUCCCAACUGCUCUCCCUGAUCCCAUUGCGUUCCCUCUCGCAGAGCCCAAAAAGGAUGUGAACUUUGGAAUGGGGUCUGUGAGCAGGCUGCGGACUCGGUGCGUGUGUGGGACUGUUGCUGAAUAACAGACGGGCUGGUUACUCGCUGUGGGCAGCCUUUCUGUCUGGCUGCAGGGCACCGCCGUGCCUGCGCCCUUCACCAUGUUCCUCCUGCUCCCCUUUGACAGCCUGGUUGUUAAUCUCUUGGGGAUUUCUAUAACUGUCCUCUUCACUCUGCUUCUGGUUUUCAUCAUUGUGCCAGCAAUUUUUGGAGUCUCCUUUGGCAUCCGCAAGGUUUACAUGAAAACAUUACUGAAGAUUUUUCAGUGGGCAACGCUGAGAAUAGAGCGCGGUGCCAAGGAGAAGAACCAUCCGUUAUACAAGCCCUACAUCAAUGGUAUCAUUGCAAAGGAGCCAACAUCCCUGGAAGAGGAGAUCAAGGAGAUCCGCCGGAGUGGCAGCGGCAAAGCCCUCGACACUCCUGAGUUUGAGCUCUCCGAUGUCUUCUAUUUCUGCCGCAAAGGCAUUGAGACCAUCAUGGAUGAUGAAGUGACCAAGAGGUUCUCAGCUGAAGAGCUGGAGUCCUGGAACCUGCUCAGCAGGACCAACUACAACUUCCAAUACAUCAGCCUGCGCCUGACGGUGCUCUGGGGCCUGGGCGUGCUCAUCCGCUACUGCUUCCUCCUGCCGCUGCGGAUAGCCCUGGCGUUUACUGGCAUCAGCUUGUUGGUGACUGGUACCACAGUGGUGGGAUAUUUGCCAAACGGCAGGUGUAAGGAGUUCCUGAGCAGGCACGUCCACCUGAUGUGUUACCGGAUCUGCGUGCGUGCCCUCACUGCCAUCAUCACCUACCACGACCGAGAAAACCGGCCGCGGAAUGGAGGCAUCUGCGUGGCCAACCACACAUCUCCCAUUGACGUGAUCAUCUUGGCCAGCGAUGGCUACUAUGCAAUGGUGGGUCAGAUCCACGGGGGGCUCAUGGGUGUGAUUCAGAGAGCCAUGGUGAAGGCUUGCCCCCACGUCUGGUUUGAGCGCUCUGAGGUCAAAGAUCGUCACCUCGUCGCCAAAAGGCUCACGGAGCACGUCCAGGACAAGAGCAAACUGCCGAUUCUCAUCUUUCCAGAAGGAACCUGCAUCAACAACACCUCCGUGAUGAUGUUCAAGAAGGGGAGCUUUGAAAUUGGAGCCACAGUUUAUCCCGUAGCCAUCAAGUACGACCCGCAGUUUGGAGAUGCCUUUUGGAACAGCAGCAAGUACGGCAUGGUGACCUACCUGCUCAGGAUGAUGACCAGCUGGGCCAUUGUCUGCAGCGUCUGGUACUUGCCCCCGAUGACCCGGCAGCCCGAAGAGGACGCUGUGCACUUUGCCAAUCGAGUGAAGUCAGCCAUUGCCAGGCAGGGAGGCCUCGUGGAUCUGCUCUGGGAUGGAGGACUGAAGAGGGAGAAGGUGAAAGAUGCGUUCAAGGAGGAGCAACAGAAACUCUACAGCAAAAUGAUUGUAGGCAACCACGAGGACCGGAGCCGCUCCUGAGCCCUCCGCCUCCGGCGCCGGCUGGUCUGAGGCAGCUCCGAAUGUGUGGACUUUGGGGACUCCAUAGCCGCCCGGGCCGGCUCCUUCAGCCUCUGGCCGUUCGUUCCAGAGGCGCCAAUUCUGCCUGGAGUCUCUGGGCAGCUCUCGGCAAAGAUGCCUUCUUGUUACUGUUACAGUGAAGCCCCUUGCAGGGGCAACAUUAAAUGAAACACUUAUGGUG
Molecule: messenger RNA, 2892 nt
Organism: Columba livia (rock pigeon)
Lineage: Eukaryota; Metazoa; Chordata; Aves; Columbiformes; Columbidae
Gene: GPAT4
Product: glycerol-3-phosphate acyltransferase 4
Exons: 14
Coding region: 1305-2672 (455 amino acids)
Biological process (GO): triglyceride biosynthetic process
Cellular component (GO): endoplasmic reticulum
Molecular function (GO): glycerol-3-phosphate O-acyltransferase activity
Source: RefSeq, a predicted model, not a curated record